AUGGCACCGUCACUUCAUCCCUUGAUCGACAACGGCCUCACCAAAGGCGAAUCCGACUUCAAUGGCGGCACUCUGCGCUGCCACUGCAAAUCCAACCCAGUCGAGGUCGAGCUCAAGGGCAACGUCCUGCACAAUCAUGUGUGCGGAUGUUCCCAAUGCUGGAAACCAGAGGGCGCCCUCUUUUCUGUUGUUGCCGUCACCCCCGACGAGAACGUCAAGGUCACCAAGAACGGCGACAAGCUCGCCGUGCUGAACCCGGAGGCCACGAUCCUCCGCAAGGCGUGCAAGGAAUGCGGCGUGCACAUGUACGGGCCGAUCGAGAAGGAUCACGCCUUCAAGGGCCUCAGCUUUGUGCAUGUCGAGUUGAGCGAUGACAAGGGGUGGCAGGAGCCGCAGUUUGCCGCGUUCGUGUCGAGUUUGAUCGAGCAAGGGUAUCCGCCGGAGAAGAUGGGCGAAGUCAGGCAAAAGUUGAAGGAUGUCGGGCUCGAGCCGUAUGACGCGCUGAGCCCGCCGCUGAUGGACGCUCUGGCGACAUAUGCGGCGGAAAAGUCGGGUAAGAAGAGCAAGCUGUGA
Molecule: messenger RNA, 573 nt
Organism: Cladophialophora yegresii CBS 114405
Lineage: Eukaryota; Fungi; Ascomycota; Eurotiomycetes; Chaetothyriales; Herpotrichiellaceae
Product: S-(hydroxymethyl)glutathione synthase
Exons: 1
Coding region: 1-573 (190 amino acids)
Biological process (GO): formaldehyde catabolic process
Molecular function (GO): zinc ion binding; S-(hydroxymethyl)glutathione synthase activity
Source: RefSeq, a predicted model, not a curated record